AUGAACAAAUUAAAUUUUGAAAUGCUAAAAUUAAUCAAGGAGCAAAAGAGCCAAAUUGACUUUUUAGCCAAAGGAUUAAAAAAAAUUGAUAACCAUUUAUUAAGGGCUGAAUUAGAGAUUUAUAUUUUGGUUACUUGUUUACGAAUUGCUGCUGAAAGAAUUGGUGAAUAUAAUGGCUUUUGGAAUGAUGUUGAUAAUAUCACCAAACAAGCCGCUGAUUUUAAGCAGUUUUAUUAUUACCAAAAGCUACUUAGCGAAGCAAAUAUAACUAGCAGUAAACCUGAUAUACCUACUCAAGUUAAAAAACUAAUUAUUUUGGGAGACUAUGGAUUUCUCCAAAUUACCCCGCAUUUUCUCAAAAAAGAAUAUUUAGAAAAAGAGAUAAAUAAGCAUGAACACGAAGAUAUUUUAAGAGAGUUCAGUGAAAAAAUUAAAAAAAUUAUUGAAUUUAUUGACUUUUUACCUCGCCGUUUAAAUCCUACUGGAAAGAAUCAACAUCUCCGAAGAGAAUUUUUGUUAACUAACAUUCAAGGCUAA
Messenger RNA from Entrophospora sp. SA101, 537 nucleotides. Lineage: Eukaryota; Fungi; Glomeromycota; Glomeromycetes; Entrophosporales; Entrophosporaceae. The record is from the annotation of a GenBank genome assembly.